Gongylonema pulchrum is the source of this 315-nucleotide messenger RNA. NCBI's taxonomy places the organism in Eukaryota, Metazoa, Nematoda, Chromadorea, Rhabditida, Gongylonematidae. The record is from the annotation of a GenBank genome assembly.
AUGAUCAAACGUCUGGUUUCCCAAAACGAAGCUGCCGAACGCGAUAUUGUCAAUUCACCGGAUCGUCUGCAAUCUGAGCAAAAUGAUUUGGCAAAAUAUUUGGGUGAUAUCGAAAAACAGUUUUCGAUUGAACGACGUGCGUGUUGGGAUUUUAAAGAAAAGCAAAAGGCGCGAAUUGCGACCGCGCGAGUUCACGAACAUUUAGCGGAGAAUUUGAAUAAGUUGCAUGAACGCCGGGCAAGGGAGCAGCAAGAUGUGGCAAAAGCGGAGCGUAAUGAGAUUACAGUGAAAGUGGCUAAGGAGCAGGCCAAGCUC